Messenger RNA from Amphibalanus amphitrite, 1095 nucleotides. It is a transcript of the gene endos, whose product is annotated as cAMP-regulated phosphoprotein 19-like. The record is from RefSeq and is a predicted model, not a curated record. Lineage: Eukaryota; Metazoa; Arthropoda; Thecostraca; Balanomorpha; Balanidae. The coding region runs from base 219 to 584 and encodes 121 amino acids. Gene Ontology annotation, cellular component: cytoplasm. Gene Ontology annotation, molecular function: protein phosphatase inhibitor activity. The transcript is spliced from 4 exons.
UCAAGCUCCAGCCCCUCUGCGCAGCAAAUGUCCCAUUUGCGUCAUAAGUGAUAUCAGCUCAAUUUUAAAAACUUUUUGUUAGUGAAAGGCCCAACCUAAGCCUACCUUAAGCCUGCAACUUACCCUUAAAAGCCUGUGUAAUGCUCACCCUUAAAUAGGAUAUCUUUCGAUUCUCAUCGGACACAUUGGUUCCGUCCUCCACCUCGGGUGGUGCAGCGAUGUCUUCCCCUGAGGAAAAGGUAUCUGCAAGCAUCUCUGAGGAGCCAGAAGAAUCUGGAAAUGAUGCUAAGAAGCCUGAGCCCAACCCGAUGCUAGCGGAGGAGGCCAAACUGAAGGCAAAGUACCCAAAUAUGGGACGACCAAGUGCUGGUCACUCGGCGUUUCUGCAAAAGCGAUUGCAGAAAGGGCAAAAAUAUUUCGAUUCGGGCGACUACCAGAUGGCGAAGCAGCGCGGCCCGCUGAGCAUGAUGCGGGGAUCUCAGAUGCGGGGCGCGCCGCCCACCGGCGAGACCAUCCCCACCCCCGAGACGCUACCUUCGCGCAAGACGUCGCUCGUGCAGAACAAUAAGACGCCGCUCACCUAAUGUGGCGCGGCGCUGGUGCGACGGGCCGUCGGCCGCCGGUGCCGGCAGCGCCGCCGGCCGCGGCCCGAGACUGACUGUGAGACUAGCCGCCGGGCGCGGCUUCGUCCGGCGGCGCCCGUCUCUGAUGUACCGUAUCCCUCACUGCUGGCGGCGGCACCGCGCGCAGAGGCAGCGCCGCUCCCGUCCCAUGUUCGGGCCGGAAGACACGCGACAGGAGGUAGAAGCAGAAUCUUCGAUGGGGCGCAAGUGACCCGGUGUUCGCUUGUAUUUUCUUCAGAGGAUACAAUACAAGUAAAUUUCCUUGUUUCUUUAGUGACUACUUAGUAUGCUCCGCUAUUAAAAUGUUCUUUUUAGGGAGUGUUAUGUGUAACAUGAGUUCGUUUCCCUCUUUAGAUGAUAUUUGAGUGCUUCGAAAAUACGGGCAUGGAGGUUGGGCUCUUGCUAUUUGUUUUGCAAUUUGCGAUGUUUUUUUUUUGGAAUCUGAUAAAUACAAUUGUAUUCUUCCUGUGUA